UUAAUAGGAAGUUGCAGUGGUGCAAAAUGGCUGACCUCAGUCUUGCAGAUGCAUUGACAGAGCCAUCUCCAGAAAUUGAGGAAGAGAUAAAGCGGGACUUCAUUGCCACACUGGAGGCAGAGCCUUUUGAUGAUGUUGUGGGGGAAACUGUUGGGAAGACAGACUAUAUUCCUCUUCUGGAUGUUGACGAGAAAGCUGAGUCAAAAAAGAAACCUUGCUCCGAUACUAGCCAUGUUGAAGGUAAGUAUUUAAGCCAGACUGGAUAUACACUUCAAAAAGUAGAUUGGGGAUUAUGCUUUGUGUCAUAAUCUUAGAAACCCUGAGGAAACUGAGAUUUUUAGUAUAGGCUAAUAACUGUUUAAAUUUAUUGGAAACUAAGGAAAUAGACUAAUCACCCAUUAGUUGAAUAUGUGUUUAUGAAGCUUUUAAUUUUGAUUACCUUCUUAAUUCCUAAAUUACAAUGUCUACUGUACCUCUUAUUGAAAGUCCCUUUUUGUAAAGUUAGAUACAUAAAAUUCUGUGCUUACAGUUGAACGAAAAGACCCUGUUUUUUGGGUCAGGGUCAUGCCAGGUCAGGAUUAAAGCAUGGAUUAAAGUAAUUAAAAGAAGAUUGAUUUUUUUGUUUUAUAUAUUCUUGGAUCAGGUGUACUAAUGUUUAGUUGAGAAUUUUUGCAUUUAUAUUCAUGAGGGAAUAUUGGUCUUUAGUAGACUGGUAAUGUCUUUGGAUUGGGGUCAUGCUGUCUAUAAAUGAGCUAGGCCAGACUUGGUGGCACAUACUUAUAGUCUUACGGAGGAUCACUGCUUAGGCUAGCCAGGGUAAAAAAGUUAAGGAGACCCUAUCUCAAAAACCAACUGACAAGUGGCAGAGCAUUUGUUUAGCAUGUGAGAAGCCCAGAGUUCAAUCCCUAGUACCCCAACUAUAAAAAAAAAAGGGUGGGGGGAAGGUUCAGAAAAUGUUCCUUCUGUUUUCUAUAAUAGUUUGUGUAGAAUUGAUCACUUUUCUUAAUUUUAAUGUUUGAUAAAAUUCAUCAAAUGAAGCCAUCUCCACCUAGUUUUCUUUGUCAAGAUUUAAGUUUGAUAAUGAAACUUCUUUAAGAAAUAAUAGGACUAUUCAGGUUAUCUAU
Molecule: messenger RNA, 1124 nt
Organism: Castor canadensis (American beaver)
Lineage: Eukaryota; Metazoa; Chordata; Mammalia; Rodentia; Castoridae
Source: RefSeq, a predicted model, not a curated record